Merops nubicus (carmine bee-eater) is the source of this 708-nucleotide messenger RNA. It is a transcript of the gene CNPPD1, whose product is annotated as cyclin Pas1/PHO80 domain containing 1. The annotation marks the transcript as partial. Gene Ontology annotation, cellular component: nucleus; cyclin-dependent protein kinase holoenzyme complex. The record is from RefSeq and is a predicted model, not a curated record. Gene Ontology annotation, biological process: regulation of cyclin-dependent protein serine/threonine kinase activity. Gene Ontology annotation, molecular function: cyclin-dependent protein serine/threonine kinase regulator activity; protein kinase binding. Lineage: Eukaryota; Metazoa; Chordata; Aves; Coraciiformes; Meropidae. The transcript is spliced from 7 exons.
UUCCUGCCCAGGCACCAGCAGCUGAGCGAGAGGGUGCGGAAGCGGCUCUACUACGGGUGGGACAAAGACUGCAGCCUGGACAAUCUCUCCAGCCCCGUGGCAGAUAUUGCUGUGGAGUUGCUGCAGAAAGUGGCUCCAAGCCCUAUUCGCAGACUCCAGAAGAAAUAUGUGUCCCACGUAUCUCGGGAAGCUUGCAUCUCGCCCUGCUCCAUGAUGCUGGCGCUGGUUUACAUUGAGAGACUUCGGCAUCGGAACCCUGAAUACCUCCAGCAGAUCUCGUCUUCAGACCUCUUCCUGAUCUCCAUGAUGGUUGCUAGUAAGUACCUGUAUGACGAGGGCGAGGAGGAGGAGGUGUUCAACGAUGAGUGGGGAGCAGCAGGGAAGGUGGAUGUCCAGACCAUGAACACGCUGGAGAUGAACUUCCUGAGUGCUAUUGACUGGAGUCUCUACACUGAUCCCCGGGAGCUAUUUGAAGUGCUGAGCUGGCUGGAAGGACGCGUGGCAGAAAAGCAGGGCAUGUGGCGUGGUUGGUUCACCUACACGGAUCUGUGCGUCCUCAUGGAGCAGUCUUUGUGGCAGCAUGUGCUGGGCCAGUUCUACCAGCAAGUGGUGAAGCUGGCCUGCCUCCUGGGCGUGGUGUACCUGACCGGCUUCGCCGCCGUCUUCGCCUCCGUCACCGCGGUGCACCGCUCCGUCUGCGUGAGGAGC